This is a messenger RNA of Cladocopium goreaui, 1389 nucleotides long. The record is from the annotation of a GenBank genome assembly. NCBI's taxonomy places the organism in Eukaryota, Dinophyceae, Suessiales, Symbiodiniaceae.
AUGAGCGAUGGCAAAGUUCCGCAAUGCAUCGGCGCCGCCGAGGACCAGGAAGACUUGGACGAGUUUGAGGUCACAUUGGAUGCUCUAUUUGCAGCCUCUCCAGGAUUCGCAUCACGUGUCACUCUGGCCUUAUGCCUCAGCAAUGCAUCGGACGCAGUUGAAACCUUGUCCUUGGGCUUUGCAAUCCCAAAGUUUGAUGGCAGCUUCGGUGACAUGCGGCUGCCGGCUGCGGCGGUUUUUGUGGGGAUGCUCGCAGGAGGAUGUGCUGCAGGUGCUUUGGCCGAAGGACUCGGCCACCAGCGUUUGCUGGUGAAAAUGCUGUACCUCGAGGCACUGUCUGCCUUGGCAACCACAGCUGCGACAGGCCCAUGGCAGCUGGCCUUGUGUCGUUUCAGCAGCGGCAUCGCCAUUGGUGCUGCGGUACCGCCCAUUUUUGCCUUGGCUGAAGAGCUGAUUCAUCCCAGGCAACGACGACAUCGAAGUCUGAGUCUGAUCGCUUCCUCCUUCAUCUCUGGCAGCGUGUUGGUUUCGCUCCUGGCUUGGCCCCUCUCGGUGGGUUGGACCUGGCAGGCCUUCUAUGCUACAACAGGUGUGGUUCCACUCUUCAACGCUUGGCUGGUGAGCCGCUGGGUUCCAGAGUCUCCAACUUUUCUGCAGCAUCAGGGCCGCCGCGCCGAGUUACUUGCGGAGCUGCAGCGGGUGCUACCCACAGGGCCCACAGGGCCUCACCGGCCUUCCCUGUGCUUCCGGGUGGUACAGGAAGCCAAUGAUGGAGUCAUCAGAGCCAUAGAGGAAAGAUCGAUGAGUGGGAGGCUUCAACUGCUGCGACCGAUGGAUGUGGUGCUGCGGCUUGCGGCGAUUUGCUUCUCCAUUGCCUUUGCUUGGUAUGGCCUGUCCACUUGGCUUUUGCAGCUCUUCCAAGAGGUGGGCUUGAAACAUCGCUACAUCACUGCCAUCGCCUAUGCCCUUUCAGGAGUGCCCGGCUGUGUGCUGGCGAUCCUGCUCCGUUGCAUGGAGCCACCGAAACUCUUGGCCUUUUGGCUGCUGCUUACGGCAUUGAGUUGCCUCAGCAUCAGUCUCAUCAAGAGACCAUCUGGUGACGACUCCGGUCCGCGACCGUUCUUUGCGGCUUUAUGCGUGUGCCUUUUCAACAGCGUCGCAACUGCGGUUUUCAAUGUCUUGACCACUGUGUGGGGCGCCCCCUUUUCUGCAUCCUUGCGGCCGUUUGCCCUGGGCACCCUCUCUGUCUGUAUGCGCUUGGGGUCCAUCGUGGCGCAGUUCGUGGAUGGAGCCCUAGUUCACGGUCACAUCUCCGAGAUGGCUUUGGUACCUGCUGUUCUGCUGGGCAUGUCUGCUGUCGCUUGCUGGGGCAUCAUCCUUCCGAAGUAG